UGCCACCGGGCGCACCAGCGGGGCAGCGCAGCUCUAGCGACGACCGGGAGCCGAGGUGGCCCCGGGCCCGAGUGACAUCGCCAUGGGCCGAGAGGUGUGCGUGCUGCUGCUGCUGGGCCUGCUGCACUGGGUCGGGGGCAGCGAAGGCAGGAAGACCUGGCGGCGCCGCGGCCAGCAGCCUCCCCCACCGCCGCCCCCAGCGCCUCACCCGCAGCGGGCCGAGGUGGCGCCGGGCGCCGGGCAGCCGGUGGAGAGCUUCCCGCUGGACUUCACGGCCGUGGAGGGCAACAUGGACAGCUUUAUGGCGCAGGUCAAGAGCCUUGCGCAGUCCCUGUACCCUUGCUCCGCGCAGCAGCUAAACGAGGACCUGCGCCUGCACCUUCUGCAGAACACGUCGGUGACCUGCAACGACGGCAGCCCCGCCGGCUACUACCUGAAGGAGUCUAAGGGCAGUCGGCGAUGGUUACUCUUUUUGGAAGGAGGCUGGUACUGCUUCAACCGGGAGAACUGCGACUCCAGAUACACCACCAUGAGGCGCCUCAUGAGCUCCAAAGACUGGCCACACACUCGCACAGGUACUGGGAUCCUGUCCUCUCAGCCAGAGGAGAACCCCCACUGGUGGAAUGCCAAUAUGGUCUUCAUCCCCUACUGCUCCAGUGACGUUUGGAGCGGGGCUUCAUCCAAGUCUGAGAAGAAUGAGUAUGCCUUCAUGGGUGCCCUCAUCAUCCAGGAGGUGGUGCGGGAGCUCCUGGGCAAAGGGCUGAGCGGGGCCAAGGUGCUACUGCUGGCUGGGAGCAGCGCCGGGGGCACUGGGGUGCUGCUGAAUGUGGACCGUGUGGCUGAGCUGCUGGAGGAGCUGGGCUACCCAGCCAUCCAGGUGCGGGGCCUGGCUGACUCCGGCUGGUUCCUGGACAACAAACAGUACCACCGGACAGACUGCAUUGAUACCAUCAACUGUGCCCCCACAGAGGCCAUCCGCCGUGGCAUCAGGUACUGGAAUGGGAUGGUCCCAGAGCGAUGUCGACGUCAAUUCAAGGAAGGCGAGGAGUGGAAUUGUUUCUUUGGCUACAAAGUGUACCCAACUUUGCGCUACCCAGUGUUCGUGGUGCAGUGGCUGUUUGACGAGGCUCAGUUGACCGUGGACAAUGUGCACCUCACAGGACAGCCAGUCCAGGAAGGGCAGUGGCUGUACAUCCAGAACCUGGGCCGCGAGCUGCGUAGCACACUCAAGGAUGUUCAGGCCAGCUUUGCCCCUGCCUGCCUCUCCCAUGAGAUCAUCAUCCGGAGCCACUGGACAGAAGUUCAGGUGAAGGGGACCUCCCUGCCCCGGGCACUGCACUGCUGGGACCGAAGCUUCCAUGACAGCCACAAGGCCAGCAAAACUCCUGUGAAGGGUUGCCCCUUUCACCUGGUGGACAGCUGCCCUUGGCCCCACUGCAACCCUUCAUGUCCCACUAUCCGGGACCAGUUCACAGGGCAAGAAAUGAACGUGGCCCAGUUCCUCAUGCACAUGGGCUUCGAUGUACAGACGGUGGCCCAGCAGCAGGGACUGGAGCCCAGCAAGCUGCUAGGGAUGCUGAGUAGUGGAAGCUAGGGAGCUGCCUGGCGGAGGAGUCAGUACAUAAGGGCUGGCCCAACCCCUGGCCAGGGGCACGUUUUUUCACUCCCAGGCCCACCUGCCACUUCCAGGACCCACCUGAAAUGGAUACCUGUCCCCACUACCUUCCCCAUCCUCUUCUACUGCCUUCAGGUGGCCUAACUAGAGGGGUGGCCUGACCUGAGCCCCUCUGCAGCUUGAGGACCCCUCCAACCCCUCUACCUGCCUCUUCCAGCCCUCGGCCCGCUGUGGGGGGGGGGCCAGAAGUGAAGCAAGCACUGGAUUCCUCAGCCAGAAGCUCAAGACAGUCUCUCCCAGCCCCAAGCCCAAUCAUGCUCUUUUGUAUUAUUUUAUAAAAUGACUUUUUUAUUACUUUAAUUUUUUAAAAAUGGAAAAUAAGAAAUAUAUGAUGGAUGAUAUUGUUUUGUAACAUAUUUUUCUUAAUAAUGAAAAAAAAAAGACAAGAGACA
Molecule: messenger RNA, 2067 nt
Organism: Jaculus jaculus (lesser Egyptian jerboa)
Lineage: Eukaryota; Metazoa; Chordata; Mammalia; Rodentia; Dipodidae
Gene: Notum
Product: notum, palmitoleoyl-protein carboxylesterase
Exons: 12
Coding region: 83-1594 (503 amino acids)
Molecular function (GO): hydrolase activity
Source: RefSeq, a predicted model, not a curated record